UCCGGCCGGGUGCCGGGGUGCGGUGAGGUGCGGGGGAUGGAUAUGCGCGACCAUACAACUACGGUGCCCCGCAAAUUCACCCCGUCAGUCCCUACGCACGCACGCACGACCUCUCGAUCACGCUCACUUACAUACUUUACUUUGAAGUCUGCGCUUUAGUUGACAGGUAGGUGCCAGGGGAAAGCUUAUUUGGACGUUGUCUUUGUGGACCUACAUACCUCCUACAUACCUCCUGCUUGCUUGGGUAGAUACCAGCAUCGUGGUGGCUUGGGUACUAUCGGCAGUAGGUAGUACCAUCACUAUCCGCGGGACUUUCCUACAUAUCGCUGCCGUGGAGCUGCUGUAGGGGAUCCGCGACUUCUCUCCAUCACCUACCUACCAAGGUACUCUACGCUGCGCACGCGACGAUGACGGACCCGACGGAUACACAUACGCACACGGACACCCACACGGACUCGCACACGAACUCGCACACGCACACGGACACGGGAAAGGUCCUCGCCAUAGCCAGUCAUGUGGUUUCCGGCUUCGUCGGCAACACAACCACCACCUUCGUGCUGAACCUUCUAGGGCUCGAGACGGGCUCGCUGAACACCGUACAGUUCAGCAACCACUCUGGCUACCGGCAGCUGCGCGGCUUCCGCACGUCGGCCGCGCAGAUCCUCGAGAUCUUUGAAGGGCUGGAGCAGUCCGGCUUGCUGGAGGGGUUCGAUAUGCUGCUCACUGGGUAUGUUCCCGGUGAGGAGGAGCUGCGCGCUGUGGGAAAGAUUGCAAGGGAGGUUAAGAAGAGGGGUGGGGGGUUCUGGUUGCUCGAUCCCGUAAUGGGCGACCAGGGGAAACUAUACGUCUCCGAGGGCGUAGUGCCGGUCUACAAGUCGCUCAUCCACCACGCGGAUCUCAUCGUGCCCAACCAAUUCGAGACCGAACUCAUCUCGGGCGUCAAAGUGACCUCCCUCGCCACGCUCUCCACCGCGCUGGAUACACUUCACCGCAUGUACUUGAUCCCGCACAUCGUGAUCACGUCGGUGACGUUCGACGGCGCAUCAAAGAUGGCGUGCGCAGGCAGCAGCAUCACCUCUUCUGGCGCCAGCCGCAAAUUCGUCGUCGACGUGCCAAUCAUUGACGGGUUCUUCUCUGGGACCGGCGACCUAUUCGCAGCACUGACGCUGGCGCGGCUACGCGAGCACUCUGCCGCCGCCGGGUUGCUAAGCACUGCCGGAUGGAUCCCGCCCGAUGAGACGGCGACGCUCGAUCUGCCGCUCGCGAAGGCCGUAGAGGUCGUCCUGGGGAGUAUGCAUCUCGUCCUCAAGAAGACGAAGAGCACGAGAGAUCGCAUCCUGCUGAGCCAAGCCGCGGAACAGGGAGAGAAGGAGAGGCAUGUACAGGUCACCAGAGCGAGCGAGUUGAGGCUCGUGCAGUCGCAGGAGGAACUGCUGAGGCCUGGCUUGAGGUAUGAGGCUACGGUGCUGCCGUAGUAGCCGCGAUGCGUAAUGGCGUGCAAGAUGGAGAUACCAGAUAGAUUAGAUACCAGAGUGCUUUGUAUAUAGAUUAUUUGACAUAUGUUUGUAAU
Tricharina praecox is the source of this 1570-nucleotide messenger RNA. RefSeq names its product Ribokinase-like protein. The transcript is spliced from 5 exons. Bases 408 to 1475 code for a protein of 355 amino acids. NCBI's taxonomy places the organism in Eukaryota, Fungi, Ascomycota, Pezizomycetes, Pezizales, Pyronemataceae. Gene Ontology annotation, biological process: pyridoxal 5'-phosphate salvage. Gene Ontology annotation, molecular function: pyridoxal kinase activity. Gene Ontology annotation, cellular component: cytosol. The record is from RefSeq and is a predicted model, not a curated record.